AUGGCGGCCAAGAUCACCCACUUUGAUAUUCAUGAUGUCAGGUUUCCUACUUCCCUCACCAGCGACGGCACAGAUGCCAUGAACACAUCAUGCGACUACUCCUCAGCGUACAUCGCCCUCCGCACCUCCGACCCCAACCUGUCCGGGUACGGGAUGACAUUCACCAUCGGGCGGGGGAACGAUAUCGUCUGCAGUGCCAUCUCCGCAGUUGCCCAGCAGCUAGUGGGGAAGGACGUCGAGGAGCUGUUUUCAUAUAUGGGAAAGACGUGGAGUUACCUCCUCGGGGACUCGCAAUUACGCUGGAUCGGCCCGGAAAAGGGCGUCAUUCAUAUCGCCUCCGGAGCAGUGGACAACGCCCUGUGGGACAUGUAUGCCCGGAGCAGGGGGAAGCCUCUCUGGAAGCUCGUGGUGGACAUGACUCCCGAAGAGAUGGUCCGCUCGACCGCGUUCCGCUAUAUUAGCGAUGCGAUCACUCCCGAGGAAGCGCUCGAGAUGCUCAAAGCCCGCGAAGCGGGGAAGAAGGAACGGGAAGCCAAGGUCCGCGAAGUUGGUUAUCCUGCUUAUGUGACUUCUGCCGGCUGGCUGGGGUACGAUGAUGAGAAAGUCGCCAGGCUGACAAAGGAGGCCGUCUUGCAGGGGUUUAACCAUUUUAAGAUGAAGGUUGGCCAGUCGUUGGAGAAUGACCUCCGCCGAGCGAAGAUCAUUCGAAGUAUUAUUGACAACCCGGAGUAUACGACCAAGGCCGUCGACCCGGAGAGCAUUGAGGGCAAGAACGCUGGCCCGACGGGGAGCGUAUUCAUGAUCGAUGCGAACCAGGUAUGGGACGUGCCCGAGGCCAUCGACUAUGUGCGAGCGAUGGCAGAGGUCAAACCCUGGUUCAUCGAGGAGCCUACAGCACCAGACGACAUCCUAGGCCAUGCGACAAUCCGUAAGGCGCUGAAGCCGUACGGGAUUGGCGUCGCUACGGGGGAACAUGGGCACAAUAGGAUCCUGUUCAAGCAGCUGCUGCAGGCACAGGCGAUCGACGUCUGCCAGAUCGACUCGUGCCGUCUUGCGGGUGUCACGGAGGUCCUGUCGGUCCUUCUCAUGGCGGCGAAGUUCGGCGUCCCCGUCUGCCCCCACGCGGGCGGUGUCGGCCUGUGUGAAUAUGUGAUCCACCUCUCGCUCAUAGACUACAUCGCCGUCUCCGGGAGCAUGGAGCGUAAUGUGCUGGAAUACGUUGACCACUUGCACGAGCACUUCAUCUACCCCUGCUCGAUCAACAAGGAUGGGAGGUAUAACGUCCCCUCCCAGGCUGGGGAAGGGUAUUCGAUCCAGUUCAAGGAGAGCGCGUUUGAAGAAUUCGAGUAUCCCCAGGGGAGGUAUUGGAGAGGCGUGUUGGGGAAGGCUAAGACGAACGGCGCGAACGGUACGAACGGUACGAACGGUACGAACGGUACGAACGGUACGAACGGUACGAACGGUACGAACGGGGUCGCACAUUAG
Molecule: messenger RNA, 1485 nt
Organism: Dacryopinax primogenitus
Lineage: Eukaryota; Fungi; Basidiomycota; Dacrymycetes; Dacrymycetales; Dacrymycetaceae
Product: enolase C-terminal domain-like protein
Exons: 6
Coding region: 1-1485 (494 amino acids)
Biological process (GO): carbohydrate catabolic process; amino acid catabolic process
Molecular function (GO): L-fuconate dehydratase activity; magnesium ion binding
Source: RefSeq, a predicted model, not a curated record